Molecule: messenger RNA, 1834 nt
Organism: Acanthochromis polyacanthus (spiny chromis)
Lineage: Eukaryota; Metazoa; Chordata; Actinopteri; Pomacentridae
Gene: cnot9
Product: CCR4-NOT transcription complex subunit 9
Exons: 8
Coding region: 173-1075 (300 amino acids)
Biological process (GO): mRNA catabolic process; negative regulation of translation
Cellular component (GO): CCR4-NOT complex; P-body; CCR4-NOT core complex
Source: RefSeq, a predicted model, not a curated record
AACCACUUCGUAGAAGAAGAAGAAGAAGAGCUACCGGCUGACAAAUGCUAAUGUAGCUACAUAUCAAGUGUUUCAGCCGAAUAAUUCUGUUUCAGCUUUUUGGAAUAGGUUAGAAAUUGUACCACUGGUUUUAAAAAGCCUUUUACUGGAUUAAAUCUAAACGCUGCACAUAAUGUUGGCUGCAGGAGCAGCUGUAACGACAGCACUGGCACAAGUGGACAGAGAGAAGAUCUACCAGUGGAUCAAUGAGCUGUCCAGUCCAGAGACCAGGGAGAACGCUCUCCUGGAGCUCAGCAAGAAGAGGGAGUCGGUACCGGACCUGGCUCCCAUGUUGUGGCACUCCUGUGGAACCAUAGCAGCCCUGCUGCAGGAAAUCGUCAACAUCUACCCAUCAAUCAACCCGCCGACCCUGACAGCACACCAGUCCAACAGAGUCUGUAACGCCCUCGCUCUCCUCCAGUGUGUCGCCUCUCAUCCAGAGACACGUUCGGCUUUCCUGGCUGCACACAUCCCGCUGUUCCUCUACCCGUUCUUACACACCGUCAGCAAAACACGGCCGUUCGAGUACCUCCGCCUCACCAGCUUAGGAGUCAUAGGUAAGAAAUCGUGCUUUGGUGAAACAGAUGAACAGGAGGUGAUCAACUUCCUGUUGACCACAGAGAUCAUUCCUUUGUGCCUUCGUAUCAUGGAGUCUGGAAGUGAACUCUCCAAAACGGUUGCCACCUUCAUCCUGCAGAAGAUUCUCCUGGAUGACACGGGGCUGGCAUAUAUCUGCCAAACGUAUGAGCGCUUCUCCCACGUCGCUAUGAUUCUGGGUAAAAUGGUCCUGCAGCUCUCCAAAGAGCCGUCUGCUCGCCUCCUCAAGCAUGUAGUGCGAUGUUACUUACGGCUCUCCGACAACUCCAGAGCCAGAGAAGCUCUGCGACAGUGCCUCCCCGACCAGCUCAAAGACACCACCUUCGCUCAGGUCCUGAAGGACGACACCACCACUAAGCGCUGGCUGGCCCAGCUGGUGAAGAACCUGCAGGAGGGUCAGGUGACCGACCCCCGGGGGAUUCCUCUCCCCCCGCAGUGACCGUCCUUCCUGCUCCUCUCCCAACCCCAAGGAACACCAGCAAGGAACUGCCAAACAAACGACGGGCCUUCAGUCAUGGACAGCACAGUUUUUAUGAGAGACUUGAAACAAAAAGAAAACCCUGCUGCCUCCUCCUGUUUCUGUUCAGAUGUGCAAGCAAACGGCUUGAGCUUCUGCCCUUCUGUUCUCAUGGAUCCACGUUUUUAACGACAUUUGUUGCCUUGCCAUGUGGUCUGCAACUGAAUGUUGCAAAGCAUAAAGCAGGAUCAGCUCAUUCAUUCUGUGGAUGUAAAACUAAUCAGCAUCCACAAAUGUGUGCAGCGAUUGUCACAUUGCUGAAAGUGCACUGUGAAGUGAAGACACGCAUUGGACUAGAAGUUUUAAUGUUGAUUAAUGCAGAAAGAAAACUCACCUGGUUCUUGCACGCAAGAGAAGUCUGUCUGAUAGGACUUAAUUUACUUGCGUUUCUUGGAUACAUUCUUUUUUUGUUGUUUUAUUGGCAUACAAGCUUCUCAUGUGAACAGCAAAAUGAAUGAAAAGACAGGAGAGAAACACUGUAAAGCACAAUUUGUUUGCAAAAAAGAAAUGCAAAGUCAGUUUUACUGCAGCAGUUACUGCAUUAUGAAUCAAGAUCAAGAGUUUAGCUUCAAAAAUGUAAAUGAACAUUACUUGAAUUUUCUUUUAAAGUGUAAGUGCAAUAAAAAUGUCUGUAAAGUCUUUAAACGAUUGUAAUAAACACCAGUAGUAAUUGUGAUGAUA